UCUGGAAUCCCCAAAGUAUGCUCCCAAAAGAGGAGAGAGUGCACGCACGCUCCCUCUCCUCAUGGCUCACCCCUACCCCCUCCUGCGUGCUAACAGUGAUAACAGCAUGACCCUGCCUGACCCCAUGGCCCUAUCCAACAAGGCUGCUGGAGCCAAUCCCACCCCUGGACAGGCUCGCAGGGCCUCUGUGGGUGUGAGGAGCUCCAGCAGUCCCAGGGCCCGUACCCGCUCCCCGUCGCGAGGAGGAGGGCAGAGCGACACAGAGGAGAGGCAUCAAAGCAAACCACAGCGCGGCAGACAGGGUGCGACCUCAGCGGGUAGUGGCGGAUGGUCGGCUGGGGGUCAGAUGAGGCAUAUGUAUAGUGCGGUCCCAGGGCGAGUGUACAUGGCCACGAGGGCCUACACUGCCCACGGAGAGAAAGAACUCAGCAUCARCAAAGGAGACAAAGUCAAAGGUAAAGAGAGAUUCAGAGAGGAGUGGGUUUUUGGAGUGCCACUGUGUUGA
Molecule: messenger RNA, 505 nt
Organism: Salvelinus sp. IW2-2015
Lineage: Eukaryota; Metazoa; Chordata; Actinopteri; Salmoniformes; Salmonidae
Source: RefSeq, a predicted model, not a curated record